Molecule: messenger RNA, 1242 nt
Organism: Camelina sativa (false flax)
Lineage: Eukaryota; Viridiplantae; Streptophyta; Magnoliopsida; Brassicales; Brassicaceae
Source: RefSeq, a predicted model, not a curated record
AUGAAGGAGAAGCAUAACCCUAAUUCUCAAAAGCGUCUUAGACGACGAGAUACAUGCCGUUCCUGGACGGAGCUUCCUAUAGAUAUCUUGAUUUCUGUGUUGGAACGCCUCAACUCUCCUAAUUUCAAACGAGCUAAAUCCGUAUGUUUGUCUUGGUACUCUGCUUCAAGACAAUGCGUGCCCAACCCCAAAUAUCACAUCUCUUGGCUGGUUCCCUUCCCCAAAGACAGAAAUAACAAUUUACGCACGUUGUUCAAUCCCGAGGAAAAACACAAACGUUACAACACGCAAGAUCUUGGCGUGGGAUUUGCAAAUAGUGUUUGUAUAGCAACUUGUGGAAGUUGGCUCCUAAUGCAAGAUCCUCUUUACAAUCUCUACAUUGUUAAUCUAUUUACCCGUGAGAGGAGCGAUCUGCCGUCUCUGGAGUCACAACUUGGCAUGCUAAAGGUUGAACGAAUCAUAGAUGAGAGGUUUCGCAUUUCACACGAUACUGUCAGAGUCAAGAGCAAUGGUAUGACUAUACAAUCCGCUGUGUUUUGGAUUGACGAGAAAACCAAAGAUUAUAUAGUUUUUUGGGGACUUAGAGAUUGGUGUGUGGUUUAUGCCAAGAAAGGGGACACCUCGUGGAAUCAAAUCCCAAACACUUCAUAUUGUUCUCACAUGGUUUACAAGGAUCACAAGCUUUACUUCCUAAACAAUGAUGGUGGUUUCAAAAUCAUAGAUUUUUCUCAUGAGAUUCCACAACGAAUCUUAAAACGUGGUAUGUUUCGGAGUAGAUUAGAGAUGGCUCGUCGUCCUUCACGAAAUAAUAAGUUAGGAGGUCUGUGGCUGUGCCGUCGUGUGGAAUCAACUGAUUAUUGGGUUUUUUCUGAUCCAAAACUUGUAGUCACAGUAAGAGGAAAUGUCCUAAAGGUCAUUAUGAAACAGCAUAAUAUGUCUAAUGAAUGGUCCUUCAGCGUCACCAACAUUUAUAAAUCAUCAGGGAGGAUCAAGAAAUAUAAACGAGUUGAUUCUUUGGGCGACGAGGCAAUGCUUUUGGAUCUAGGCAUCACUGAGCCCUCCUGUGAAAUUGAUGGACUCAAUGGCAACUCCAUCUAUUUCAGUGGCUGUCAUGGACGACCGAAGACAAAAGGUAUUUUUAUCUUCAAUCUCGAGACAAAGACGUUGGAGCAACUGCACAAAUAUGAUUGUUCAUCUCUAAAGCUUGAUGGUUCUUUAGUUCUUAGUUCUUACCAAGUUUGA